This is a messenger RNA of Wyeomyia smithii (pitcher-plant mosquito), 6585 nucleotides long. RefSeq names its product cytochrome P450 4d1-like. Gene Ontology annotation, molecular function: oxidoreductase activity, acting on paired donors, with incorporation or reduction of molecular oxygen; iron ion binding; monooxygenase activity. The transcript is spliced from 6 exons. NCBI's taxonomy places the organism in Eukaryota, Metazoa, Arthropoda, Insecta, Diptera, Culicidae. The record is from RefSeq and is a predicted model, not a curated record. The coding region runs from base 170 to 1693 and encodes 507 amino acids.
AGUGCAACAGCAAACGAUCAUCCUGCUAAUCAGUCGUAUUAGUCGGGGCAAUGCGUUCAGUCGCGUUUACACAAUUGCACGUUGAUCACGUUUUAGCGCGCGAAUUCAAAGCGAAUUUCUAUGUACCACUGAGUGAAGUCUGGCAAAAUUUAGGGUCAGUGACAUCGGAAUGAUUUUGGGUGUGUGCGUAGCUCUUGGGGCCAUUGCCCUCACUGUUUACCUGUAUCGGAAAUUCUUCGGGGCACUUUACUACGCUGCCAAAAUCGGCGGUCCCCCAGGCUAUCCGCUGCUCGGUAAUGCGCUUCUAUUCAUCAACAAACCGCCACCCGAAUUCUUUCUCACGCUCCAGAACACAAUUCAAGAGUCGGGAAAAUGUUUUCGUCUCUGGCUGGGACCGGAACUGUUGAUCGUCGUCACCGAUGCCAAGGUCGCUGAGGCAAUUCUGAGCAGUCCAAAAUAUAUCGAAAAAUCGGGCGAAUAUGACUUUCUUCGCCCCUGGUUGGGCGAUGGCCUACUGACCAGCAGCAAUCGGAAAUGGUUUGCCAAUCGGAAAAUCAUUACACCGACUUUUCACUUCAAAAUUUUGGAACAGUUUGUGGAAAUUUUCGACCAGCAGAGUAACAUUUUUGUCGAUCAGCUGCUACCGAAGGCAGAAACUGGCGAGUGCUUUGACGUUUUCCCGCUGGUCACUUUGUGCGCGUUGGAUGUCAUCUGUGAAUCAGCUAUGGGAACUACGGUGAACGCUCAGAUACUGUCUGAUUCGGAAUACGUCAGGGCAGUUAAGGAAAUAACCUACAUCAUACAUCUACGAACGUACGAUGUGAUGAACCGUUACAACGUGCUGUUCAGCUUAUCCUCUUAUCGGCGUAGACAGGAUAAAGCACUGAAGAUCCUGCACGGAUACACCAACAGUGUGAUCCAGUCACGACGACAAGCUCUUGCCCAACGGAACUCCGGUAAAGCAAUGUUGGAGCGUCAAGAAAGUGAUAUUGGACUGCGUAAAAAGGUAGCAUUUCUCGAUAUGCUUCUGCAGGCUACCGUCGAUGGACGACCACUGACGGACGAGGAAAUCCGUGAGGAAGUCGAUACUUUCAUGUUCGAAGGUCACGAUACGACUACGUCUGCUAUCAGUUUCCUACUGUAUCGAUUGGCAAAACAUCCCGAUAUUCAACGCAAGGUGUAUGAUGAAAUUAUAUCCGUGGUUGGAGAAGAUCGUACACUUCCAGUGAAUCUGUCACAAUUGAACGAAUUCCACUAUCUGGAUUUAGUGAUUAAAGAAACACUUCGCAUGUAUCCUUCCGUACCUUUCUUUGGAAGGAAGAUUACAGAAAACAGUGAAAUAGCGAACAUAACUUUCCCAGCUGGAGCAAAUAUAAUCAUUAUGCCUUUCUUCAUGGGUCGUGACCCGGAUUAUUUCGAUGAUCCACUGCACUUUCGACCGGAACGGUUUGCCUCGGAAAUGUCAGCGGAGAAAAGUAAUCCGUAUCGGUAUGUCCCGUUCAGCGCCGGACCACGGAAUUGUAUUGGACAAAAGUUCGCUCUGGCAGAGAUAAAAAGCUUAACAAGCAAAAUCUUGAGACACUAUGAAAUUCUACCACCGCAGCAGGACCAACAUCAGGAGGAAUCAUUUAUUGCAGAAGUGAUACUGCGGCCUACGCACGGUAUUCCGAUUCGAUUGCAGAAGCGACAGUGACAUUAGUCUUACGUUACUUAUGUUUGGUUAUGUUUAAAAAUGUGAAAAUCAUAAAACAUCAAUAUCUCAGAAACUACACAACCGAUUUGAACAAAAUUGGUCUCAAAAAACGGGCUACCUAGAAAACCCUUAAGUUUUGAAUUUCAUAAAAAUUGAACAUGUGGUUCAAAAGUUAUGAAAAGAAACGUGUUCUGAAGACUGUUUAAUCUCACUCAUGUUUCUCAGAGAUGGCUGUACCGAUUUUCAUAAAAUCAGUGUUAAACGGAAGGUCUAAUUGCCCCAUAAGAACCUAUUGAUUUGUUUUGCAAUCGGACUAUUACUUUGCCUGUUAUGUUUAAAAAUGUGAAAUCCAGCUAUGCAAAGGAACAUAUUCCGAAGACUACUUGGACUCACUCACUUUUCUCAGAGAUGGCUGACCCGAUUUUUACAAAAGUAGUGUCAAAUGAAUGGUCUAGCUGCCUCAGAAGACCCUAUUGAAUUUUACUGUAAUCGAACUGUAACUUCAUUUAUAAUGUGCCGACUUGUGCAAAUCACGAAACUUCAUUAUCUCAGAAACUACACAACCGAAUUGAACAAUAUUGAUAUCAGAUGAACGGGCUAGUUAAGGGUUAACUGAUGAAUUAUGAUUGAACACGUGGUUUCAAAGUUUGGCUACCCUACACGUUCCCAUUUCAUUUGAUUAUAAUCGAACUUAAGCAACCGUUAUGUAUUAAAUUGUUAAUAAAACAACGAAAGUCUAUUAUCUCAAAGAUUACAUGACUUAUUUGAACAUAACUAGUGUCAUACGAACGAGUCAUCUCUCAAACUUACAAAUAACAAACUUCAUAACAAUUUGAUAUGUGGCUCAAAAGUUAUGGAAAGAGGAGAAACUCAAAGACUAUUUAAAACUAUACCUGCUUUGAUCGAUUUACACUACCCGUCAUAAGUUUGGAAUCGCUUUACUGAGUAUUGCAACACCCAGUUUGAAUAUUGCAACACCUCCUGAAAAUAUUAGCAUCACCUGGAAUAGGCUGAUAUCUCGUGUUUUUGACAACCUAGAAAAUUGCGGUUUUCAGCAAACUUGUUCAGAAGGUCAAAGGCUACUGUAUGGUGGCCAAUUCAGUUUGAAAUUUUACCGCUAUGUGGUGCUAGUGGGCACACAAUUUGUCGUAUUUUGAACUUAACUAAUCUCACGAUUCCGACCUGCUAGAAAGUUGCGGUGUUCAGCAAACUUGUUCAGGAUGCUAAAGGCUUCUACAUGGUAGACAAUUCAGUACUAAAUUACCGAACUAUGCGGCGCUAGGGUACGUGUGGUUCUUCGUAUUCAAACUUCAACUUAUCGCACGAAUUUCACUACCCAGAAAGUUGCGAUCUUCGGCUAGUGCCAUUAAUUGUGGUCAAGCACGUCGAUACACAGUAUAACGCCGCAUGUGUGUUCCGAACUGAGGCUAUUUUCAUUAAAAUUCAGUGUCAACGCAAACCAAAAACCCCAGUGUCCUAAUUGAAAUACGACUUCGACAACUUCGACAUUGCGUGUUCGGUCUUCAGCUUGCAGUGAAAAAGAAUACGAAAUGCCCUCCAUGGUGUUCAAAUCCUUCAACAUCGGAUUAGAGGCAAAUCUACUGUAACUGUUUGCAGCCGAAGUAAUCAAUUUAGUCGCGAUAUCGUCAAUUUUCCCCAUUGUAAAACAGGUUGUGCAUGUUGCUGAUCAAACAGUCAACAUACCAACACAGUCGCAUGCUAUACGUUAUAAUCUCCUCAAAUGAAAGCACUUCUUUAGAAUAAACACACAUGAGCACGUAUUGUAUGUGUUGAUUAAAUUGUCAACAUUCAAAUUGGUUUCACUUCGUCAUGUGUAUACAAUCAGUGUAAAUGAUGAGAUUGUUGAGCUAAACUAAGCUCGAAACGCUCAAAACUACAUGCACACUAGCGCUGCGUUGUGGCUGAAUUUCAAACCAUACUCUCCUCCAAUCACAAGCCCUUGACCUCCUGAGCAACUUUGCUGAAGACCACAACUCUCUAGGUUUCCAGAAUCAAGAGAUAGAGUUACAUUAAUCUGCCCAUAUCAAGUGAUGCUAAACUUUUCGAGGUAUUGCAAUAUUCAAACUGGGUGUUGCAAUACUCAGUAAAGCGAUUCCAAACUUAUGACGGGCAGUGUAUGUGGCUCCAACAUAAUUUAAAUGUGGUGUCGUACUAUUUGAACGUUCCAAGUUCAUUGAUUCCUUGCGGUUUGUUUGAAGUCUGCAAAUGCACGACGAAUCGGCCAUAGGAUAUGAUCAAAGUCAAAUAACAAAUCGUUUGAAAUGAUUGGUUUUAUCGAAAUGACGACAUCCUCGUCUUUUGGCUUCUGUACAUCGCCUUAAUUCUGAAUAUAUUCAUAUUGGGUGGUAUUCUGUCAUUAUCAGCAGACUUUCUGGCAUCAAUCUGACACCGGAAAUACCCAUAUUGGGAGAUAUUUUUGGUUGCUUUCCAGAAUUUAAAAUUGGUCGUCUUCAAAUUCAAAAUAGUGUCCAGGGUCAAUAUUUGGUUUCUAUGCACCAUCACGUUUACGGAAAUAUCCAUAUUGAGUAUUAUUCGGUCAUUUCCGGCUGUUACCUAUAAGUUGCUAUUUAGCAAUUCAAAAUGGUGCCUGAGGUCAAUUGUUAGCUCCUUGCAUCAUUCUGGUUCCAGAGAUACUCAUAUUGGAUAGUAUUUGUUCAUUUUAGGCUGUUUUUCACAAACCGGUAGUCGCCAUCUUGGAUUUCAAUAUGGUAUUUAGGAUACUGGUUAAAGAAAAACUCAUAUUGGGUGAUAUUUGGUCACUUUGGACUGUUUUUCAGAAGCCGAAAGUCGUCAUUUUGGACUUUAAAAAUGCCUGUGAAAUCAAUUUCUGUCAUCUGGGCGUAAUUCUGGUUCCAAAAACAUUCAUAUUGAAUGGUAUUUGGUCAUUUCCGGCUGUUUGCCAGACACCGGAAGUCACCAUCUUAAAAUUCAAGAUUGUGUAUGUGAUCAAUUUUUAGCUUCUGUGCAUCUUUCUGGUUCCAGAAAUAUUAAUAUUUAAUGGGAAUCGUCCAUUUCAGGCUGUUUUCCAGAAACCGGAAGUGGCCAUCUUACAAUUCAAAAUGUUGUCUGAAGUCGAUUUGUGGCUCCAGUGCAUAAUUACGGUUCCGGAAAUACCCAUAUUGGGUGGUAUUUGUUCAUUUGCCGCUAUUUUUCCGACACCGGAAGUCGCCAUUUUGGAUUCCAUAAUGGCAUUUGAAGACUAUUUCUGGAUUUUGAACGGCAAACUGGUUAAAGAAAAACUCAUAUUAGGAGGUAUUUGGUCAUUUUCGGCUGUUUUCCAGACACCGGAAGUCGCCAUCUUACAAUUCAAAAUGUUGUCUGAGGUCGAUUUGUGGCUCCAGUGCAUCAUAACAAUUCCGGAAAUACCCAUAUUGGGUGGUAUUUGGUCAUUGGCCGCUGUUUUUCAGACACCGGAAGUCGCCAUCUUAGAUUUCGAGAUGGUAUUUUGAGAUAUGCUAGAAGAAGGAAGGGUGUCGAAACAUUAUGGACAUGUUUCACAUUCACUUGUCAAAUUUGGUUAUAUUUGUUUGAUUGGUUCUCGAGCUGUGCAAAAUUUGAGUUUCAUUUGUAUGGGACCCCUCCCUCAUAGAUGAGGGAGGGGUGUCAAACCAUUAUGGAUAUAUUUGUUACCCCUAAAAACAUUCACCUGCCAAAUUUGGUUCCAUUUAGUUGGUUAGUUCUCGAGAUAGGCAGAAAUUUGUGUUUCAUUUAUAUGGAACCCUUCCCUCACAGAAGAGGGAGGGGAGUCAAACCAUUAUGGACAUAUUUGUUACCUCCUAAAAACAUCCACAUACCAAAUUUGGUUAUAUUUGGUUGAUUGGUUCUCGAGCUGGGCGAAAUUCGUGUUUCAUUUGUAUAGGACCCCUCCCUUGUAGAAGAGGGAGGGGUGUCAAAUCAUUAUGGAUAUAUUUGUUACCCCUAAAAACAUCCACCUACCAAAUUUGGUUCUAUUUGCUUGGUUAGUUCUCGAGAUGUGGAGGAAAUUGUGUUUCAUUUGUGUGGAACCCCUCCCUUCCAGAAGAGGGAGGGGUAUCGAACCAAUAUGGACAUAUUUGUUACUUCUAAAAGAAUCCACCUGCCAAAUUUGGUUCCAUUUGCUUGGUUAGUUUUUGAGAUGUGCAGAAAUUUGUAUUUCGUUUGUAUGGGACCCCUCCCUUCCGGAAGAGGGAGGGGUCUCAAACCAUCAUAGGAAUCUUUCUUGGAUCCUAAAACCCCUACAUACAAAUUUUCACGUCGAUCGGUUAGGUAGUUUCCGAGCCUAUAUGGAUCAGACAGACAGACAGACAGACAGACAGACCGACAGACAGACUGGACUGCAUUUUUAUAGAUAUAGUUUACAACAUCAAUAUUUUAGAACCUAAAGAGUGAAUAUACAUUUAUUGGAUUGAAGCGUUCAUGUAAAUCUAUUUUUACAUUUUAAUUUAAGGAGUAAAUGUAGUAAUGAAGAUAGAAUAUUAAACUAACUGAAAAUACGAUUGUAGAAACUACGAAAAAUAUAGUUCAGCAGGUGGGACUCGAACCCACAACUUCCAAUAUCCGGUCAGAUGUGUUCCCGUUACACCACCGUCGUGGUGGGUUCGAGUCCCACCUGCUGAACUAUAUUUUUCGUAGUUUCUACAAUCAUAUUUUCAGUUAGUUUAAUAUUCUAUCUUCAUUACUACAUUUACUCCUUAAAUUAAAAUUAAAAGUAGCAUGACUUUGCUUAGAGUCGAAAAAAGAAAAGUAAAAAUCUAUUUUUACAAAUAAAAAAUUGAAUGAGACGGACCGCUAGGUGGAUUAACUUAGGUUUUGGUAAUUAUAUUUGGAAGUACAGAAAACAUUACAAACUAAAUUAAGCUUCUUUGGUAAUUCUGAUUCAUUACAUGUUUUUU